UCCUCAUGGCGGCGGCGGCUCCUUGGGCAAGGCGUGGUGGUGACUGAGCUGCGAACCUGGCGGGCGUGUGCCGAGCCCCGGUCCGGUCUCCGCGUGCCCCACCCCGGGCUUCGCACCCCUGAUGCUGCGCGGGUGCUGAGCCCGCCCCGGCCGGGACGAUGGUGAAGUAUUUCCUGGGCCAGAGCGUGCUCCGGAGUUCCUGGGACCAAGUGUUCGCUGCCUUCUGGCAGCGGUACCCGAAUCCCUAUAGCAAACAUGUCUUGACGGAAGACAUAGUGCACCGGGAGGUGACCCCUGACCAGAAACUCCUGUCCCGGCGUCUCCUGACCAAGACCAACAGGAUGCCCCGCUGGGCCGAGCGACUGUUUCCUGCCAAUGUCGCUCACUCGGUGUACAUCCUGGAGGAUUCUGUUGUGGACCCGCAGAACCAGACCAUGACCACCUUCACCUGGAACAUCAACCACGCCCGGCUGAUGGUGGUGGAGGAACGAUGUGUUUACUGUGUGAACUCUGAUAACAGCGGCUGGACCGAAAUCCGCCGGGAAGCCUGGGUCUCCUCUAGCUUAUUUGGUGUCUCCAGAGCUGUCCAGGAGUUUGGUCUUGCCCGGUUCAAAAGCAAUGUGACCAAGACUAUGAAGGGCUUUGAGUACAUCUUGGCCAAGCUGCAGGGUGAGGCCCCUUCCAAAACCCUCGUUGAGACAGCCAAGGAAGCCAAGGAGAAGGCAAAGGAGACGGCACUGGCAGCUACAGAGAAGGCCAAGGACCUUGCCAGCAAGGCAGCCACCAAGCAGCAGCAGCAGCAGCAGCACUUCGUGUAGCUAGCCCAGGCCCGGUGUGGUAGGACACCUGACCACCCGGCUCAAGUCCCUCUGCCUGUCCCCCUUGUACUUUAUUAUUAAAGUCAACUUCCAGCC
This is a messenger RNA of Lutra lutra (Eurasian river otter), 914 nucleotides long. RefSeq names its product PRELI domain-containing protein 1, mitochondrial. NCBI's taxonomy places the organism in Eukaryota, Metazoa, Chordata, Mammalia, Carnivora, Mustelidae. The record is from RefSeq and is a predicted model, not a curated record. Gene Ontology annotation, molecular function: phosphatidic acid transfer activity. Bases 159 to 818 code for a protein of 219 amino acids. Gene Ontology annotation, biological process: phospholipid transport. Gene Ontology annotation, cellular component: mitochondrial intermembrane space. The transcript has a single exon.